CCCAAAUCGGUAUUCCCAGAGUGGUGAAGCUCAUCUUCUGAACUCUUGGAGAGAGUGAACACCUACCUCUUCAUGAUGCAAGCCCAAGGCAUCAUGAUUCGUGAAAACAUGAGAACAAUAGGAGCUCAGGUCUACGAGCAGGUGGUCCGCAGUGCCUAUGCCAAGAGGAACAGCAGCGUGAAUGACUCAGAUUAUCCUCUUGAUUUGAAUCACAAUGAAACCUUUCUGCAAGCCACAACUUUUCUUCCUGAAGAUUUUACCUACUUUCCAAACCAUACCUGUCCUGAGAGGCUCCCUUCUAUGAAGGGCCCCAUCGAUGUAAAUAUGAGCGAAAUCACGAUGGAAGAUAUCCACCAGUUCUUCUCAAAAGACCCUUCUAUCAAGCUAGGAGGCCACUGGAAGCCGAGUGACUGUCUGCCUCGCUGGAAGGUGGCGAUCCUAAUUCCAUUCCGCAAUCGUUACGAGCAUCUUCCAGUCCUUUUCAGACACCUAAUUCCAAUGCUGCAGCGUCAACGUUUACAAUUUGCGUUUUAUGUUGUUGAGCAGGCUGGUAACCAACCCUUCAACCGUGCCAUGCUCUUCAAUGUUGGCUUUCGGGAAGCAAUGAAGGAUUUGGACUGGGAUUGUCUCAUCUUUCAUGAUGUGGACCACAUACCAGAAAAUGACCGUAACUAUUACGGAUGUGGACAGAUGCCAAGACACUUUGCAGCCAAGCUGGAUAAGUACAUGUAUCUGCUCCCAUACAAUGAGUUCUUUGGUGGAGUGAGUGGCCUGACGGUAGAGCAGUUUCAGAAAAUCAACGGUUUCCCCAACGCGUUCUGGGGCUGGGGUGGAGAGGAUGACGACCUUUGGAACAGAGUGCAGUUUGCAGGCUAUUCGGUGACUCGACCAGAAGGAGACACGGGGAAAUACAAAUCAAUUCCGCACCAUCAUCGGGGAGAAGUGCAGUUCCUAGGAAGGUACGCCUUGCUGAGGAAGUCGAAAGAAAGGCAAGCCCUAGAUGGCCUCAAUAACUUGAACUACUUUCCAAACGUCACAUAUGACGCCUUGUAUAAGAACAUCACUGUUAACCUGACACCAGAGCUGGCUCUGGUGAGUGAAUAUUAAGAGGAGAAAAUAACUUUGCUCUGCCCUUCACCAAGAAAACACCACAUUAGACUUUCUUUUUUAAGGGUUAUCGAGGACAAGAAAUACUUUGGCUAAUGAAGGAUCACAGUAUUUUGGAGAAUAAGGCUGAAAGUGCACGCACAAAUUGUCCUUGCUGUACCAAUCCAACCCGAUACUUGUGCAGCGAGCACAGCAGUCUUUUUCCUUUUCCGCCACUCGCUUUCCGGGUUUCAGGACAACGAUUUGAACUGCUGCUCUCGUCUCACAUUCCACCUCCAUCAUCUCCAGCACCGGGACUCGCUGCAGACCUGCUUCCUCCCCGCGAGCUGGCUCGGCUGAGUAACUCUGGCUCCUCGACUGGGAGGGUCAGAAGCAAUUCAGUCAGCAACUGCCCCAGCUGGGAGAUCAAACGGGACUUCUGAUACCGUUCUAUGUUUGUGCAGUUUUUUAAAUGACCUGCUUGAAGUAUAUACAACAGAAUCGCUUCUUAAAGAAGUGUAAGUGUAAAUAUGCUGUGUAAAUUGCCCCUUUUUAUUUUCUUGUAUGGUUCAGAUCCAAGCUAGAGGUUUACAUAAGAUCACUCAUUUUAGUCCUGGAUUCUGUAAACACCUGUGUGUGCAUCACUGUACUUGUGCAAGUUGUUCCCUUUUCAGCCAGUGAGACUGCUUGCAUGAUUUAAGCUAUGCAUAUGCAUAAAUGUUCGUGGAACAGGGCCCUAAACUUUAAAAUGUAGUGGUUGAUAAAUACAGCCAUCUCAUCACUCGUUACAGAAAUCAUGUGGGUGGCUUUUUCCAUGGAGAGUGAGGAAAUGGGAAUAUUUAUUGGGGGAGGGGGGGGAAUACCAUUUCUGUCAUUUUUGAAGCAUAACGUGUAAAUUAGUCUGAAAGCCAUAUGGAAUGAAAUCCAUUGCCUAUUGCUCUGUAUGCCACUUGGAUGGCCAGUGCAAGUUUAGCAGACUUGUUGAGUUCACAUGCACCACCCUGAGCAGCCACUGCUGCUUUGGGCCAGGAGACCUCGGCCCCCCGACUUCGCAAACCCUUGGGGUGGCUUCUCCUGCCCACGCAUUGUCCUCAGGAUGGGGCAGCUGGCUGCACUUCACAGGACCUGCCCCAAAUUUAGUGUUCUGCAGUGGUUCCUCUAGGAUAACAUUAUGGUUUGGGGUUUUGUUUUAUGGAAUAGUAUUUUGUAUUUAUUGUGUAAAUUUAACAGUACACUGAACUAAUGUAAAUUAGAACUAGGUAGGACACUUGGUUAUCAGCCUUAACCACCUGAAAGCACUUGCACAAGUGCAGCUAGUGGGGUAGAUUGUCCACUGAUUAGUAAUAGUGAGAAAAAUGAAGGAUAUAUGGAUUAAGUUCAUGAAAACAUGAGUACCAAGAACUCAAGAUCUCGGUCCAACACCUCAUCCAAACAUCUAAAUUUGAAAUUCUCCCUCCCUUGUCCCAUUUUUCCACUCCUCUUCCUUCUUUACAACUAAUUUGGGAUUUUUGGGUUGUACCUAUAUAAAGGGUGUUUUUUUUUUUCCCCCAUCCGCUUUUGAAAGUCAAUCCAUUAGUUACACAGCAUGUACACAGUCAUUUUUACUGGACCUCUCUCAUUUAAAAAUAAUACUUUGGGGGUUGUGUUUUAAUUAUGUAUUUAUACAUAACAAUUGUGAGUAUUUGACCUCAGAAAUACUCUUUCUUUUUAUUGCAUUGUUUGCCUUCAGUUUCCUUAACUUUUCAUGGUUUACAUUGGUUUUUUUGGUUCCGUGGAUGUAUGAUCCCCAUACACGUCUGUUGUGGGUGUGACUGCCCAGGGCAUUCCUAAAGCAUAUCAAGAAAAUGUUAGUUUAGAAAACAUGGAGUUCUCGUUGUGUCGAUCUUAUCAGGCAGUAUGAGAGGACAGUGAGUCUGCCCUUGAAAAGCGCUGAUAAGCCUGUAAUUUAGGUUUAAAGUCUUUGAAUUUACAUGUGCUUUAAAAUUGCUUCCUGAGGGAAUUCGACAUGGUUAUUUAUAGGCAGAGGUGAGGAUUUGCUUUUUAUGGCGCAUAUAGCAAUAAAGACUUUUGCUUCUGAAUCUUGAUCUUGAAUUCACAUGGACCCUUUUCAAAUGCUAGACUCUUGUUGUCCUACCCCUCUCUUUAAUCUUGAGACAUUGCUAGAAACCUGUCUUUGUUUAAUGGUGCUUCAAACAAGGAAUGUAUUUCAACUAGUCCACGUUCACUACCACGGGAAUCAUGCAUGUGUGUGUGAGUAGGUGUUAAACUACCUUAGUUUGAAUCCUCAGCCUUUGUGUACCUGACAUCCAUUGCACCUUGUGUUGAACAAAGAAAGACGUUACCUCUGCUCAGAAAUGCACUCAUUUAAGGUUGGCAUAAAAGGGUCCAUUUUGCCCCAAAAUGACAUCACUGUUCCUCUGUUCUAAUCACUUUGAAUUUUUUCCCUUUUUAAAAUGUGGAAUAUCUUAAAAAUGUGCACUGUUAUCAGCUAAGUCAAAUGCUGUAUAGUAAAUGUAACUGUUUAAGAACAUACUGUCAAGCGCAUGUGCUGUUCUGGUGUAAAAAUUCUCGUAUUAAAGAACUUGUACAUAUUCUGGCAGCUGAGAUUCAACAAGGCCACUCGUUUACCCCUUCCAUGUCACCACCGUCUGUAGCCCUGCAGAAGGGCAGGUCAUGUUCAAUGCUGUUUUUCUUUCUUCUUCUUCUUCUUUUUUUUUUUUUUUUUUUUUUUUUU
This is a messenger RNA of Rhea pennata, 3820 nucleotides long. It is a transcript of the gene B4GALT5, whose product is annotated as beta-1,4-galactosyltransferase 5. NCBI's taxonomy places the organism in Eukaryota, Metazoa, Chordata, Aves, Rheiformes, Rheidae. Gene Ontology annotation, molecular function: UDP-galactose:glucosylceramide beta-1,4-galactosyltransferase activity. The record is from RefSeq and is a predicted model, not a curated record. The transcript has 9 exons. Gene Ontology annotation, biological process: carbohydrate metabolic process. Bases 73 to 1107 code for a protein of 344 amino acids. Gene Ontology annotation, cellular component: Golgi apparatus.